AUGUCCGCAACAACAACCCUCCACGCGCGGCCCUCCUCCUCCGCCCUCUCGACCAACCCUCCCCUGAAGACCCCCGGCAUCACCAUGGACCCGGACUCCAGCUCGAGCUCUCCCCAAUCGACCUCCCUGCGCCAACCCUCGCCCUCCCCGAACCAACGGCUCCGGCCCCCGACCCGCCGCCACACCAGCACCAUCGACGACCUCAUCAGCAAGCCCCUCGACAUCGAGAAGCACCGGAAGAUGCCCUACUUCCUCCGCAUGAGAGGGAGCAUCACACCGCGGAUGAUCGUCCCCCUCGUCUUCGUCGCGAUCUGGUCGACCAUCAUAACGUGCAUAUCGCAAUUCUGGUACCAGCUCGUGGUAUCCAGCCUGCUGCUUACCGUGCUCGGUUUCGUCGUCGGGCUGGGGAUCUCCUUCCGCACCUCCAGCGCCUACGAGCGCUACGUCGAAGGCCGCAAGUACUGGGCGCAGCUGAUCCAGACGUCUCGGGACCUGGCCCGGCACAUCUGGAUCCACGCCGAGGAGCGGCAUGACCGGAGCCCCGAGGCGGGAAAAGCCGAUCUGCUGGCCAAACUGACCGCCCUGAGCCUCAUCAACGCCUUCGCCGUCUCGCUCAAACGCCGACUCCGGUUCGAGCCCUACGCCAACUACGACGACCUGGCGCCGCUCGUGGGCAACCUGUCCACCUUCGCGGGUGCAGCAUCCGACGCGCACGCAGUCGAAGAACCCGACCGGACCUUUCUGAAAGCCAUCGGUUCCUACCUCGGGCUCGAGUUCCUCGAGUCGAAUCCGCGGAAACACAUCAAGCGCGCGGACAAGGACGGCAAGAAACUCGGCAACCUCCCGCUCGAAGUGCUGCACUACCUGUCCGCGUACGUGGAAUCCAUCAUAGCGAACGGGACCCUCCCCAACGGGGUGCACCAGGGCAUGAUGAUGGCGAACCUGGCCUCACUCAACGAGGUGCUCGCCGGCACGGAGCGCGUUGUCAACACACCCCUCCCGGUCGCGUACUCCAUCGCCAUCAGUCAAAUCACCUGGACCUACGUCAUCGCGCUGCCCUUCCAACUCUGGGACUCACUGCGCUGGGUCACGAUCCCCGGAACGGUCGUAGGCGCCUACAUAAUCCUGGGCAUCGCCGCCAUCGGCCGAGAGAUCGAAGACCCCUUCGGCUACGACGAAAAUGAUCUCCCGCUAGACAGGUACUGCAAACAGAUUGAGGACGAGAUCAAUGUGAUAAGUUCCAAAGAGCCGCCGAAGCCGGAAGAUUUCAUCGCGACGGAAGGGAACCGGUUGAUGUAUUCACUGAGCUAUGGAGCGUGGAAUGCAAAGAGCACGGAAGAUAUACGGGCGACGUUGAGGGCGAAGGCGAAGACGAAGCCGAUGACGAGCUUUCCGCCGGUAUUGGCGGAGAAGGGUGCGCAGGAUGUCGUCUGA
Molecule: messenger RNA, 1434 nt
Organism: Letharia lupina
Lineage: Eukaryota; Fungi; Ascomycota; Lecanoromycetes; Lecanorales; Parmeliaceae
Exons: 1
Coding region: 1-1434 (477 amino acids)
Molecular function (GO): chloride channel activity
Source: RefSeq, a predicted model, not a curated record